Messenger RNA from Cyprinodon tularosa, 3535 nucleotides. It is a transcript of the gene gemin4, whose product is annotated as gem (nuclear organelle) associated protein 4. The record is from RefSeq and is a predicted model, not a curated record. Gene Ontology annotation, cellular component: SMN complex. Gene Ontology annotation, biological process: spliceosomal snRNP assembly; rRNA processing. NCBI's taxonomy places the organism in Eukaryota, Metazoa, Chordata, Actinopteri, Cyprinodontiformes, Cyprinodontidae. Bases 147 to 3425 code for a protein of 1092 amino acids. The transcript is spliced from 5 exons.
UGAGCUGCUUCGUUCUGCCAGCCGCCAUCAAGCUCCACAUAAAGAAGAAGGUAACUCUGCUCCCUGCGGUCUAAAGGAGUGAGGACCGGAGCUGCACGCGCGCUGUCAGGUGUUCUGGACCAGAGAAGAACCGCUUCUACAGCCUGAUGGACUCAGAAGCAGCCGUUCUCCAGGGGGCUUUCCUCCACGCUGAUAAGUUGUGUCUCCCUGCAUCGCUGUCCUCCCUUCAGAAAGCUGAAUGGAGCCGCGUCUGCCGGCCGAUCCUGCUCGCCGUCCAGGAAAUCUGCGGCGCUCUGAGGCCCCGCCCAGCCUUAACCUGGAAGAAGAAGAUGGUUUGUUCCGUGUGGCUGAAGCUGCUGAGCAGAGAAGCUGAGGAGGACGUUGAAACGGCGUGGAGAGAGAAUCCGUUCUUCUGUCUGCAGAACAGCCUCCCUGAGCUCAACCAUGCUGUCCUGCUGGAGCUGCUCAAGUCCACCGCCGCCGCAGCCAUCUUUGCCGGUCUCCUCCUUCAUCUUCCUCCCCCCCGGAUCGUGGCUGAGCUGGAGCGGCUGACGGAGCACGUCAGGAGCGACCCGGCGGCCCAGGAAGAUGUCCGGUUUUUCCUGGAGGUUUGGUGGGAGCUGUGGAAAGGCGGAGAAGAUACAAACGCAGAAAACGAAGACGGCGUGGAGGCCAUGUUUGCCUCCCAGUUCGCCCGUCUGUCCUCAGACCGUCCCGGUCCGACUCCUCGCGCUGCCAAGAGGCUGAAGCUGGACGCUGCAGAGGAAACGUCGGCCGACAUCCUGCAGGUUCUCCUUCACGCACUCAGAGACAUGAGGGGCCUGGUUUCUUCUGCAGACGUUUGUUUUCAGGCCCUGUCGGUUUGUCUCGACGCUCUGCACACCUCCCUGCUGAUGAAGCAGGAGGUCACGGUUCCCGCCGCGGAGAAGUUGGACCUCCUGAGUAAAUGGAUCCUCUGCGGAGGAGAGGAGGAGACUCCGGAUCCCGAACGGAUCCGAGACGCUCAGAGAGACCUGCGUGCGUCUCUGUCCCCGUCCCGCUUUGGGCCCAGCAGCAUGAAGCUGCCUGAAGCUCUGCAGAUCGUCACGGACGUCGCUCAGCUCUGGAAGGACGAAGGCCUUCUGACAUCCGGCGACGCCCCGGUCCCUCGCCGCUCUGCGCUGCGGCUGCAGCACAGCGUCCGGAGGGUUCUGCCUGCUCUGGAUGAACUUCCUGAAGCUCUGACGGAGAAGAACGCGCUCCGGGAUCUGCUGGGCUCUCUGGAGUUCCCCGCUGCUGAGAGCGCUCCAGACGCCCAGGCUCAGGUGGCCGCCGCCAUCAUCGCUCACCGCCUGCAGGACUAUGAGCGCUUCGCGGAGCUGUUUGCAGGCCAGAGGUUCUGGGCUCCUUCUGAGACCUGGCUGCUCUGCCUGGAGCGGAACCAGGCGGCCUUCCUGCAGCCGCAGACGCUGGUCAGCCUGUCCUCCAGCGUGGCGAGCCUCCUGCAGGCAGGAAGCCUGGAUGUUCAUCAGAGCAGGAAGCUGAUGAAAACGGCUGCAGAUGUUUUCUCUGCUCUUUCUUUACCGGAUCAGAACCGAGUCCUGGCUGCAGUUCUGACAUCAUCCAGCAGGGGCUUCUUCAGCCGUCCGCUCCCUGCAGCUGUGACCGAGGCCUUCGAGCUGGAGCUCAACAUGGCCUUCAACUGCAUCAUCCAAGGAGGGGGCGGCGCCUCGGCAGCCGCGUCGCAGGGAAACCUGACCACCGCCGUCUCCUUGGUAGCCAGGGUGGCGUUUCAGAACCCAGAGGCGGCUUUGAAGUCGUGCUGCCAGGCGGCUGUUUAUAACAGGGGGGCCUCGGCUCUGAUGGCCAGGAUCCUGCAGCAGCUGCCUGGACUGAGGCGACCCGGAGAACCCGGCGGCGUUUCUCUGAGCGACCCGCUCUGCACAUGUUUGCAGGAGACGAUCGCCAACAGAUCCAUGUCGCCCGGCGAGAAGCAGCAACUCCUCCAGUUCCUGGUUCUGCUGAUGACGCCGCAUGAAGAGGAGGAGAAACGAAGCUUCCUGUCGCCGGAGAACGUCGUCAACACCUUCGUCCUCCCCAACCUGCUAGCUAAGGGAGACGGCGUGGAUGCUGAGCUCAGCCUGCAGCUUCUCCACGCCGCUCUGUCUGUGGAAGCGGCUGCUUCUCCUCACUGGGUGUUGGCCUGCUCCCCCUUCCCCCUCCUGUUUGUCCUCGCCCAGCUCUACAGCCAGGCGUACAGGUGCUGGGAGGAGCCACCGGAGGGCGCCGUCUACCUGCGCUCCAUGGACACCAAGGAGCUGCUGGUUUCGGUGCUGACCGCGCUGGGAAGGGUGGUGGGUGCGGAGGUGGAGGCAGCCCCCAGCAGCUGGUCCAGAGCGCUGUUCUGGCUCUAUGACAAAACCGAGGAUCUGGAUUGGACGGUGCGCUUCCACCUGAAGCCUGUAUGGGGGCAGCACUUUAAAAACGAGGCGCCUUCCUCCCUGCUGGAGGUGUGUGAGCUGCCUGAACAGGAGUGGUCUGGUCUGGAGCUCCCAGCGUACGGCCAGGGGACGGGUCUUCUAGCCUGGAUGGAGUGCUGCUCGCUGUCCGACUCCCUGCGCUCCACCAUGUUGUCGUGUCUCAGUCUGGAUCGGCGCCGGCCUGACCAUGUCAGCAUGUUUAGCAAAGGCCUGCUGGUGGCGCUCACGCAGACGCUCCCCUGGUGCUCCGUGUCCCAGUGGGCACGGCUGCUGGGAGUUCUGAGGGAGCUGAUCCGGUCGGCUCGCCUGAGCGUCCCCUUCUCCCUGGAGUACGUGGACUACCUCCCCCUGCUGGACCUGAAGCAGUUCUCCUGCGAGCUGCGGCUGUCGGUGCUCCUGCUGCGGGUCCUGCAGCUGCUCUGCGGCUCCAGCUGCUCGGCCUGGCUGCCCUCUGACGGCUGGGCUCACCUCUGCAGGCUGCACGCCUACGCCGUGAGGAGCAUCGUGAGCUGCGUGAAAGCCAAGCUUCCUCUCCAUCCACCUUCUGCUGCCACAGCGUCUCCUGGUUCCAGAGCCUUUAAUCCGUCGUCUGAAGCUACUAAACUGGAUCCGGAUCUUCUGAGCAAUGCUGAGGAGAGUCUUCAGGAACCUGAGGCUCCUGUGGAGAAGGAGGCGCAUUCAGCUCCAAGCCAGGAGGUGCUCUUCGUUCUCAGCCAGCUCUACUGCCAUGUUCAGCACAUCCAGGUGAUGAUGCCAGGAGGCCAGUCGGAGCCUCUGUUCCUGUGCAGCUUGGAGAUCCUCAGUAACUACGCGGCCAUCAUGGCCGCCUUCCCGGACAGCUGCAGCCACGUUGAGAGCGACGACACGCGCCACUUCUUCUCCACCAUCACAGCCAACCUGAGCGACCGCAGCAUGAAGGACGUGCUGCAGCAGAAGAUUGCUCAGCUGGUGUCAUCUACAGCAUGAAGAGACGCCGACGGAUUUACAGAACUAUCAAACAUGCAGAUUCCUCUCUUUGCUCGGCUCGUUAAAGUCAAAUAAAUGUUAUUUUCCAAUCAAAGUGUUCAUGUUGAGAU